CUGCACUCAGACUGAGUGGCAUUGACGUCGAUCUCCUGCUACUCUCAGCUUUACCUCGUGCGCGGAAACCAUGUCCUCUCCAGCGGCUCUGGCUCCUGCUCCUCCCACCUUGACUUCCGCUGCGACAUCAAGCGCGCCAGCAACCCCUCCAAACUUUGAGGAAAGCUCGAAGCCACACGAACUCGAGGGACAGUCCGACACGACGAGCACUGACUCAGCUGGCGCCCGUCUUGUCUCUGUUUACGACAUAUUCCACCAGAAGGGUGGCAAAGCCGCGCACCUGCUGCCACUCGUCACGGCAAAUCGCGCGGCCAGUGAAGUGGCGCGCGAUGUGCUGUGGGAGAGGCAGUGGGAGCUGGCAAAUCUACUCAGGACGAUACCGCGCGUCGAGAGUGUCAUUAAGGAAGGGUACUACUGGGUGUAUGUCGGUCGAGGCAAAAGCUCACCGAGAGCCACCCCUAGAGUGGUCCUGCACCUGCCGGCGCCUGCGACCCUUACAGACGCUGAAUAUGCUAGGUUCCACGACUACGCGCGGCGUAUCAAGGUGUUUGAUGAUUUCUAUGACUACUCGGAAUGGAACCGGGCCAGAUACAUUAUCGACAGCUCUCUCUGGAACGCUGUGCUUGUACGUGGGCCACUACUGCCGAACGUCUAUGCGCUUGGCCAGAGAGGCGGUUUCAAAUUGGCCUUCGACGAUCGCUACCUCUGCACUGCUGUCACGGAUGGGACCGAGCCUGGAUCAGCGUCCUACCCUCCGUCUCCAGAGUUGAGCUUGAUGGAGUACAACCACUUCGACGAUCAUUGCAAGAGACUGGCCACAAUCGCACCGUUUGCGAACAUUCGCUACCUAUCGCUUGUACACGAGCAGGGCGAUCCUUUCGAGCAGAUCGUUCACUUACGCCAGCUUCCGAGCUUGGAAGAGUUGCAUCUCACCAACUUCGAGCAGUCCAAUCUGUCAAGCACCUCGCCAGCCCCCGCGGCAAUCCCAGGAUUCCAAGCUCUCCGUACGCUCGUAAUUGGGGACCAUAGGGGCAAGCUGAGUAUGCGCGACGCGCGCAUUGUCCUGCGUAGCAUGUCUUCCCAGCCUCUCCGUCUUCGUACUUUCUCGUAUCGCGACUUUGAGCAAUUUGGAGAGGGAGAACAACUGGGGGCUCGACGCUUGUAUCGCACGAUGCGCGAACGCGUGGACAACGACACCCUCACCACACUGUCCAUCUCGACCGGCAGCUACGGAAACAUCCGCGCCUCCCGCCUCUUCGCUGAUCUCUGCGCUUUCAAGAACGUGUCUCGCGCGGAGAUCUACUUCAACCACGAGCUCGCCGACGUGGACGACACUCUGGAUGUGCUCAGCGCCGCGUGGACGAAGCUUGAACAUCUUACAUUCGUGAAUCGAGGGGUUGAACGUCCAUUUGAAGAGGAAUUCCCGCAGAUGACCGGCCUGACUAUGGAAGGCUUGGUUCCGCUCGCGCGACGGUGUCCGCACCUGAAGACGCUCACCGUCCCAUACCUAGAUGGGGAGGUUCCGGAACCCGUCUUUGUACCGGAGCGUGAGGUGCUGCGCGACCGUCGGCUGAAGAUCGAGAUGCGGUAUGGAGGCGUGCCAGAUGAGAAGGAUGAUUUGAUACGCUUUCUGAACAGCGUGUUUCCCGCUCCGACGCUUCGCUUCAUAGGGAUGGACUAUGGGCACUCGGGAUCUGACGAGGCUGGGGAGUGGCGUGAGUUCUGGGACAUGAUGCAGAAGCGGGUGGCCAGGGGAUCGGAGGCGUAGUCGUAUUGCUUGCAUAGCAUCAUCGUAUGUAGACCUAUGUGACUCUGAGACUUGAAGUCGUCUUUGGGAGGACCGGACUUGAGAAAGGCGUAGUACGGC
Molecule: messenger RNA, 1867 nt
Organism: Schizophyllum commune H4-8
Lineage: Eukaryota; Fungi; Basidiomycota; Agaricomycetes; Agaricales; Schizophyllaceae
Exons: 2
Coding region: 71-1768 (565 amino acids)
Source: RefSeq, a predicted model, not a curated record